Messenger RNA from Parascedosporium putredinis, 1146 nucleotides. The record is from the annotation of a GenBank genome assembly. Lineage: Eukaryota; Fungi; Ascomycota; Sordariomycetes; Microascales; Microascaceae.
AUGUCUCUCCAGGUUCCCCACCGAGGCAAGGAGCAGCCCGCCACCAAGGCCGUAAUUCUGGUUGGCGGCCCUUCGCGCGGAACUCGAUUCCGGCCUCUCAGUCUCGACGUCCCCAAGCCCCUCUUCGAGGUUGCGGGCCACCCCAUCAUCUGGCACUGUGUCUCUGCCCUCAGCAAGCUCACCACCAAGCACCUUCAGGAGGUCUACAUCAUUGGUUAUUACGAGGAGCAGAUCUUCCAGAACUUCAUCAAGGAAGCCUCGAGCGAGUUCCCCGGCCUCUCUAUCAAGUACCUCCGUGAAUACGAGGCCCUCGGCACUGCUGGUGGUCUCUACCAUUUCAGGGAUGCCAUCCUCAAGGGUCGUCCUGAGCGCCUCUUCGUGCUCAAUGCCGAUAAGGAUGCCGAGGCCGUCAUUCUCGGCACCAAGGUCUCCAACGAGGCCGCCAGCAACUUUGGCUGCAUCGUCUCCGACGCCCACACCCGCCGCGUGCUUCACUACGUCGAGAAGCCCGAGAGCCAUAUCAGCAACCUCAUCAACUGCGGUGUCUACUUGUUUAGCACAGAGGCAAUCUUCCCUAGCAUUAGGAAUGCCAUUAAGCGCCGAACUGACCGCCCCUCCCGUCUGGUCUCCUAUCCCAGCUCCGACAACCUCGAGAGCAGCAUGAUCCUCGACGAUGACGUAGAGAACAAGAACGAGGUCAUUCGUCUUGAGCAGGACAUCCUUAGCGAUCUUGCCGACAACAAGCAGUUCUUCGUCUACGAGACCAAGGACUUCUGGCGCCAGAUCAAGACUGCUGGUUCCGCCCUCGGUCCCAACGUUUCCGUCGGUCCCCGCGUCCACGUCGGCGCCGGUGCCCGUGUCAAGGAGUCUAUCGUUCUCGAGGACUCCGAGAUCAAGCACGACGCUUGCGUCCUCCAUUCCAUCAUUGGUUGGGGCUCGCGCGUUGGUGCCUGGGCCCGUGUCGAAGGUACUCCCAUUGCUGCCAACAGCCACACUACCAGCAUCGUCAAGAACGGUGUCAAGGUCCAGAGCAUCACCAUCCUCGGCAAGGACUGCGCUGUCGGCGACGAGAUCCGUGUCCAGAACUGCGUCUGCCUGCCCUACAAGGAGCUAAAGAGGGACGUCUCCAACGAGAUCAUUAUGUAA